GAUAAUGUCAAAGCAAUGUUCUUAGGUCAAAGUUCCUAAUUAUAUAUUAAAUAGUUCAUGUUAUUGCGAAAAGAGUAUAUUAUUCAUAAUAGUUUGGAAUAAUAAUCAUUUUAUACUUUUGUUAAGAAAUUUAAUGACUUUGCCGUUUGGCAAGAGACGUGGAUUUGAUUGCGUUUGGGAAUCGAGAAAAUGGAGACUAAUGAUGAGGUUGUAGAAAGACAAAAACUAGUGCCCAACGACAUUGAAGGCGAGGAGGAUCAUAACCAUACGGCUGUAUCACAAUCAGCUCCUAUAUCUGCACCUAACCCCGUGUCUCCAACAGUGCCAAAAAUUAAUAUAAAAAACAUGUCCAGUGGUGACACAACGCGUAGUAGAAACUCAGCCAGUUGCUCUAUAGAGAGAACUUCAGAAAAAGGUCAGCUAACUUCUGCUAAAGUAACUUACGUAAAUGAGCGUCGUCCACGCCCGCAUCUACAUGGAAAUACCAUCACGGGUGGAGGUAUUAAUGAUGAUCUCGUUAAAUCGCGACCGCGCAAGUUACUCAAAGACGCUGAUGAAAUCUGCAGCAACGAACACAAUAUCAACAGCAUCAGGGUAAUCAGCAGCGAAGUGUACUGUAAUAACAACGAUUUUGUUAUCAACAACAGAAUUACUGACAAACAAAAUAUUGAUAGCUCAGAUAAUAAAAGCAAAUCGCGCCUGCUACAUGGAAAAGCGGGUAGUAUUGAUCCUUCUAAUUUGCUCAACACUAGCCAUGGCGACAGUGGCUCGAACUUCGACAAAUUUGAUGAGCGUCUUAUUAAACAUCACUCAUUUGUCUCAGAAGUACCGGACGUAAAGCACAUGGAGCGAGCACUUUUAGGUCUUCUUGACGAUUUCCAUUCCGGCAAACUGAAGGCAUUUGGGUCCGGAUGCACUAUGGAACAAAUGACCAAAAUACGUGAACAACAAGAGAGCUUGGCUAAAUUACAUUUUGAACUGGCCGCUGCUGAGGAAGACUCAUUAGAGAAUGUAAACGAUUUUAAUGCAGUAAAGGCGCAGGAAAAUAUGUUGCAAUUGGUCCAACGCUUAGAACAGUUAUCAAUUUCAAUUGAACAGUUGCAAACAAGUCAUACAGGACUAUGAAAGAUAGUUUAGCCUACAUCAGAACAUCUAGGCGGUUCCGAAAAAUUUUAAAUAUAAUAUAUUUUUAUUUACAAAACAAAA
Messenger RNA from Anastrepha ludens (Mexican fruit fly), 1206 nucleotides. RefSeq names its product coiled-coil domain-containing protein 28B. The record is from RefSeq and is a predicted model, not a curated record. Bases 190 to 1125 code for a protein of 311 amino acids. NCBI's taxonomy places the organism in Eukaryota, Metazoa, Arthropoda, Insecta, Diptera, Tephritidae. The transcript is spliced from 4 exons.